AUGCAUAUUUUUAAUUCAUAUUUAGGUAGCAGUCGUGUGAAUGAACCAAUGCACGCGGUCCUUGAAGGUGAACUGAGUGAAAGUGUGCUACUAGAAGGAGAGCAGUCACAGAAUGUCAGAAACAGCGCCCUCAUACACUACCUUGCAACAUUGGCAAACUCAAACAGCACCAGCGAUACAUUUGAUUAUGCUUUCGUUCAAUCUCUUCUUAACAACGGAGCAGAUAUUAACAGUGCAGACAAAACUGGACAAACUGUGUUUCAUGAAGUGGCAAGAUCUUGGAAUAUUGAUGUCGCGACAUUUCUCAUCAAACAUGGUAUACGUUUUAUUAACUUAAGCUUCUAAAAAUAUUAAGAUUUAUGCGAUAUUAUUCAAUAAAAAGAUUAUAAUGUGACAUUGCAAGUAGUAAUAUACAUAAUAUUCAUUUUGUUAUACAGUAUUAUCCUAAUAGAUAUUCCUGCAACCGUAAUGUCGUGACAAGCGAGUCCGGUAUUGUGCCUGACUGGCGCAUAACUCCGUGACAGAGUGAAUAUAAAGCGAUGACAAUCUUCGUUUCGGUACCGCGACCACCAUUCUCAUUCAAGCGCGGCGGCGACUGAGACUAAACGCUAUAUAAGAAUGUCGCGGGUUCGAUUCCCACACUUCUUCAGCUUGCCCGAACCCGAAGGAGAACCGGCUCUUCGAGUAAUGUCAUCUCAGAAUAUAAUUUACCCGAGUUUUAAUUCCAUAACGAUUAAUGAUAGAGUCAAGGCUAUAGCGCUAGAUAACUUUUGUUUGUCUUUGUCGUUUUAGGUGCAAAUGUGAACCAACAAGAUCAGUAUGGUCGAUCACCACUUCACGUUGCUGCGGCAGUAGAUUAUGCUGAAAUGGUGGAGUUUCUUCUUCAAAAUGGAGCUGAUAUUGAUAUUAAAACGUCUGGUGAAGGACAGACUGCAAUGCAUUAUGGCGCUAAAAAUGACGCCAUUAACUCUAUUCAGAUGUUACUAGGUUACGGAGCAAACAUUGACGCACGUGACAGCAAGAACAGAACACCACUACAGGUAGGGAAAUCAAAGUCGAGUUCAGACACGUUUCCAGAAUACUUUCUAGGUCCCGCGUUAGGCGCAAAGUAUUCAGGUGCUCUAAAGUAACAACAACAGCUGUAUGGACAUGCUAGGGAAUUCCACAUCUUUUUAUGGCUCAAUUCAGUGUUUAUGCGAGAGUAACUAUGUGGGAACAUAUAGUCUGUAAACCAUGUAAAUAACUAAAUAGUUUUACGGCAUAUACUUUGCUGGACAUACAAGACGAAUUUAGGUACUCUUACGGAUUAAUAAGAAUUUAUUGAGAAAGUGCAUGAACGUUUACUUUUACAGUGCAAGUAUCUUUCUUUGUCGAUAGUUAAAGAAUUCCCAUCACUAUUUACAAAAAAUCAACACGGAAUUCAAUUAAUUAAACAUGAUUCUAUAAGAAAAUACCACAAUCUAUUGAUUCAGCAUGUUUUCAAUUUCGCCAAUGUCCACGGCAAACUGAUUGUUAACAAACUGGGUUUCACAGGUUUCAGCUGAGAUGAAUCGUUCUAAAGCUGCCAAACUCUUGAUUGCCGAAGGCGCUCCGGCUGGUGUGUAUGACAACCUGGGAAACUCUGCCUUGUGUCUCCUCAUUGAAAAGAUUCCUGAAGUGGCUUUGGAUGCAAUGGAUCAGUUUCAUUCAGUAGACACGAUCAAUCGUAAAAAAUUUUACUUUCUUAACUAUCUUGAAGGAACAAAGUUAAAAGGACAGAAAACGCCUGCUCGAACUCCUCUUGAGAUAGCUGUUCAGAAUGAGAGAUUUGACAUCAUCAUGCAUCCCGUCAUGCAACGCCUGAUUGCAGUGAAGUGGCAAAUGUACGGCAAAUGGGGCGCCAUCUUUGAUCUGGUAAUAAAUCUUGUCUACACCAUAUUGUGGACUGUAGUUGCAAUCACCUUGCCGAGCAAUGGACAAGAUCUUUAUUUGCCACUGGCACAAAACUCUUGGAGAUUGAUAAUUGGAAAUUUGCUCCUCGUAUUUACAAUUGCGGAGAUUAGGAAGCAGAUCAUGAGUAAGUAAUUUUACUAUGGACGUUUCUCAUUAAUUCUCAAAUUCAUUAAUAAUUCAUGAGCAAUUCAGACAAUGAUAAUCACCUAUUUGAUCACAAGAUGCCAUUUGGAUAACCCGGUGAAACUUGAUGAAAGUCACUAGUGUUUUCAUCAAAUAUCUUAAUUACGCAUGCAAAAUUACUUGAAUAGAAUUGCUAAUUACGUUAUGCUUGGUUAAGAAUUCUAUUCAAAUCAGCAAACGAAAACAUUCUGUUAUGUACAUCUCGAAUCAUUUGAGAAGCCAUAUGAACAACUUGAGCUCGUGUCUCACCGGGAUAUCCAAACACUCGAAAAUAAUGUAUGAAAACACUCGCGCUUCGCGCUCGUGUUUUCAUACAUUGUUUACUCGUGUUUGGAUAUCCCGGUGAAACACUCGCUCUCGUUGUUCAUAUAUUACUUCUCUAUCUUUGAAGAUGAUUGGAUGUGAAUUGAGAAACGAGAAAUUUCUUUUCUUUUCAGACACAAUGAAAACCCGCCAUGAAUUGAAGCAAUGGCGGGAAUGGCGUGCUGCUGAACUUGAAAGAGAUCUGGCAUAUUGUCAUCCAAGAUGGUCGCAAGAGGACCAAUAUCUUACAGCAGAGACCAAGGCUGUGAGAAACCUAUCUCUCAUCUCCGGAUCUGAUUGGUGGAUAUAUUUUGACUGGGCUGCACUCGUGUUUAUCCUAGCAACCAUUGCAUCUCAUGUGACGUUUUUCCACUACAGUACCGAUACAUCUAAAGAAGUCCAUCAAUAUAUCAUAAUACCACUACUGCUAAUUCUCUGGUUUAGAAUUUUUAAAUAUGCCAGACCGUUCGAAAGUGCCGGUCCUUUUGUAGUCAUCUUUGGCCAUGUUUUGGGCGACAUCAUAAAAUGGGCAUUUUUGAACUCCAUUAUAGUCAUUCCAUUUACUUGUGCAUUUUGGAUAACAUUUGGGGCAACCUCCUUGAAACCUGUUCCCGGUUACGACACCGUCGGCUCGUUGUUAUACAACAUCUUCUCCAUGAUGGUUGUUGAUAAUCAUAAUUAUGAAUGUUUAGAAAAAGCAAAUCCUGUCAUGGCGAGAUUGCUGUGUGGUACGUUCAUCGCAAUUGCUGCAAUAGUCACCAUAAAUCUACUCAUUGCUUUACUUUCGAACACAUUCGAAAGAUUGUACCAGAACGCAGUUGAGAACGCCGUAAUGCAGAGAGCUCGAACUAUACUUCUUCUCCAAAAGUCGUUAAGAAAAAAACAAAUAAAUGAAUAUUAUGACUUCAUUAAAACCAACGGAAGUCCAGAAGUUAUUGUAAAAACCCUCGGUCGGUUACUAGUGAUGGGUGGUGAAGAUCAUGCGAGCAUUGAACGUGUUCGUGAUGACGUGAAGGUGAUUGUUAAUAUGCUUGGCGAAAGAUUCGGAAGAAAAUUUGGCAAAGGAAAGAAAUCUGAUAUGGAUUGGGUAAAAAUGGACGUAAGUAAAGUAAGACGAUUUCAGGAAGAACUUAUUGUCGACGUUAAAAAUAUGAAACAAGCAUUGCAAGAAAUAACAGAAAAAGUCAAGCAGAUAGAUAACACUGAUAUGAGUGAUAUGAAGCAAACAUUACAAGAAAUAACAGAAAAUGUGGAAGAAAUAAAGAACACCACCAAAAAUACUAAUAACAGCACCUCCAACACUACCAUCACUGGCACUGCAUCAAAUUUUGAAACACAAUCCACUGGUCUUUCAGGGGAGAAAAUUCAACAGCAAAGGCUUCGUAACAGAUCUGAAGAAUAUUCUGAUGAAUCUGGAACGGAAACUUCCGAAAGUGAGUCUACUAAUGAAGGUAAUGCACCCUGCAACCGAUAUGCAAAGUUGACGAAGCACGGAAAUGAAAGGGAACGAAGUGACCACACAGAACAAACAUUAACCAAGAAAUCUACGAAAAGAAAUAAAACAUUGCAAAUUACUCCAGAAACAAAAGACACUGGAGAUCAUAAUGCAGGCACAACACAUAAGCGACUGGCUUUCCCGUAUCAGUCAAUUUCAACAUUCCAAGAUAUAUUGCAGCCGCAUGCUGGACAUAUUAUGAGAAACAGUCAGCACAGCUAUCCUACGAAUUGUUAUAACCUUGGCAUUAAGACCAAAUACGAUGCAGGAAAUCCAGGAACAACGUCUGGAAUUUUGAAAGCUUAUGAUCAGGUAUCAAAUCCAUCUAUUAUUUAACGAUAACUAGAAAUUAAUAGAAUUUUAGAAAAUUUCCCAAUCUCUAAACAGAAAUGUGCGUGUUUCAUUUAUGGUGAACAAGAAGAAAGAUAACUUGAAAAAUAUAAAUUUUUGGGAAAAAAUUUACAAACAUUUGGAAAACGUAUUUACAAAGUAGAGUAUAGCACAUUUAAGGUUCAUUUGGUUCUAAAUGCAAAUAUUAAUGCUAAAGCAACAAAUUAACAAUUUUAACUCACUAAGAUAAUAAAAAGCCUAAUUCUUGACAAAUUGUAAUGCUUCAGCCUCCAAUUGUUUCAGACAAGAAUAUUUUCGGACAAAACUGAUAAUCAUUUACGGGCGGAUAAUCGAAAGGUAGGCCUUCAAGGAUGAGCUAACACACCAAAACAUUAAAAUAUAGUAUAUGCUCACCAUCCCCCCACCCCCAACCCCGAACCUUUGCAGCAUGUUUUGAGUCUUUCAAAGAUUGAAUUUCUCAUCAAAUUCCGUGACAACAAACCAUUCUUACUUAAUUUUCCAAACACAGACACCUUAUGGCAACAACCAGUGGUUCGCUACAGCGCAGCCCAACAAAAGUGUUUACUCUCAGGAUCACCACUCGAUAGAAAAUCCUGGCUUGCAACAGAGACAAAGUUUUAAUCAACGACCUAACCACAAAACGAUUGCACCAAAUUUCAAUCAACUAUCAUCUGCAUAUGAUAUGAGGCAGCCUGAAAAAUUGUAUGUCGACAGAAGUUCGCCAUACUUUCAUCCACCACCACCUGAAAACAUGACGUCAUUACAAUCCUCGCCAUAUGUAAGGCAAUCUCUUGCAGAAAGUCGUUUCCAGCAACCGCCAUCAAUGCAGAACGCCCAGGAACCAUAUGAAUACCAGAAUUAUGGCUUUCAGCCAGAUAUCCAUCAGUCUAUGUCCAGUGGAUACAGACAUAUGGGUCUGAACUCCCCGGUAUUUACUAAUUAUGAAUAUGGGAGACCCGGAGGAGCGAUCAAUCCAUUAUAUGCGUCAGGUGAGAAACCUGGGUUGCAACGUGCACCCCAACAGCUCCCAAAUUCUGAACUGCUCCAUUCAGAACAUAAUUCGGCAUUUCAAACGCGUUAUGACACCCAACAAUAUUCUAUACCGCACAUAGUUCAAAGUUCAAGUUUAUCUGGACCAGGACGAGCAUCUCAACAAUUUUCAGUGUCCAAGAUGAAAAUACCCCAAAUCCAAAACCAGAGUCAACUGACAGACACCGUCAAUGGUGAAAGCGAUGCAAUCGUUAAAGACCAAACAACAGUAAUCCAGUCAGCAUCUGAAAAAAUAGAAGCGAAUGGAGAUAAUGAAUUCAAACCAUCUGAGGCUGAUUCAUCUCAAAAUAUCCCGGAAAUUGAUAUAUCUCAAAAUGAAACUCUGGGAGCUGGUCUGGUGAUACCAAGCAAUGGAGAAAAGUGGAAUAAUCAAUAUAGUCGUCCAUCCACGCCAAUUGCACCAAAACUUAUGAACAAGGUCAAUUUUUUCGAAGAGAAAAUAGUUGAGAAUCAGCCGACAAAAUCUACCAGUUAUGGUGAAGAGAUGCAGGGUAACUAUAUUCCGAUGUCCAAUCUUUCUGAACACUUCCCAUCAUCUAUACCUCAAAAUGUUCCAGGAGAACCCUCCGACAUCGCAGUUUAUAACGAUUUUGUCACUGCUGAAAUGUCAUCCGACAAUACAAUAAAGGUAUGUUAUUCUACAUAACAAUAUAUAUAACCGUCAAAAGAUCUCACCGUGAUAACCAAUGUACCUCUCUUUAAUUAAGGUGUCUAUCGCAGGUAUCCUUAUAAAUUCGUAAGGGAAAAACUUGUUCGCAAUAAAGGCGAUAUAUUUUACAUAAUUCAUUAAUACUCUAUAUACAAUCGGUGUGACCUAUAUAAGGUCAAAGCCAUGCCUUCCAGAGUUCGGGACACUUCGAAUGCCAAGUACACGGCUGAGCCGGCUCUCGCCGCCGAUGCAGACGAUGAAAAGCGUAUUAAUUAAAAAGGUGGUGAAGGUGAACAAGCAAAAUAAUGUGUAGUAACGAGAAUAGACAAAUAUAUAUUUUUAAACUGGUUCAUCAUAUAGGUUCCAACGAAAAAUUCAAACGCUGAAUCACACAGUGUAACCGAUGAACAACCGAAGACUGAAGAAUAUCGACACAACAGCACAUUCCGAGAAACAACAGGAGAUCUGCGAGAUAUACCAAUUCAACCACCUUCCAAGAUCAAAGAUUUGGACGUUAAAAAUGAAAUGUCUGAAGAAAUUUCAUCCGAAGAUACAGAAGAGGAAAUUCCAGAUAUAGUAUUGUCUCCAGUGGUGGAAAAGACAUCUGAUGAAGUCAAAAUUUAAUUGUGGACAUCUAAUAAACAAUACACCACAGUUAAUAAUCAAUAUGAUGAUUUUAGGGUUUAUUACUGUAGUUGUAUUAUAAGAUAAAGUAACAGCAAUAAUUAUACUGUACGUAUUCCUAUAGUCAAAUUCAGGACAUGUUAGAGGCAUGACAUUUCCUUUAAACCAUGACAUUUCCUUUCAAAUUAGAAAAAUGUAGGAAAGCAGCUUAUUUAGUCAUACAAAUACAUUCGGUUUAUUUUACGACAUAGAGGUUAUAGUUAAAUCUCAAGGUGAUAUAGGGGCUAUACUGAAUGUAUGCUAAAUUUCAAUACUAUAAAGUACCAGAGUUUAUGAUGUAAACAAAAAACGGACGGUUUUAUAUGUCACAGCAAGAGCUGUGACAUCACAAACUUUAUGUUUUCGAAAGUAUUUUGUCAAAAUUACCUUGGGUGGACUUUUUGUGCGCAUUCUCUUGAACCACAAACAACUCAUGCAUAAUUGCGAUCAUAUAGAUCUUUAUUGGGUCUCUGAGUUUAAAUUGCGACUCCACUGUUAUUUAAUUUGAACUGUGAGCGGGGAACAAUUUUGACAACAAAUCAGCC
Molecule: messenger RNA, 7171 nt
Organism: Paramuricea clavata
Lineage: Eukaryota; Metazoa; Cnidaria; Anthozoa; Malacalcyonacea; Plexauridae
Source: the annotation of a GenBank genome assembly